UCCUUCAUUCAAUAUGGCGUCACCCAGUUCAACAGUUCAACAAUGCUGGGAGUGGCAUGAAUGGGCAUGAGCUUAGAGUGAUGUUUUGAACUGGUUAUUUGUUCUCUUUCUACUACUUAAAAUGGUACAACAUGCAAGGAAGAGGAAGGUUAAAACGAAGUCUAAGGAAUCUGACUCUAAAAAUGUAGAACAGGAGUCUGAUUCCGUUUGCGGAAAUGCUACGGGUGAGCCGCUUGAAUUUCAUCCUGUCGAUCACGGAGAUCAUUUGGGUAAAGAAUACAUAUUUAAGCGGAAGUCCUUUAAUACCAGAAGGUGGAUGAUAUUGACAACGGCGUUUCUGUGGUGUUUUCUACACUACGGCCUGCAUACGACGGGUGUCGACCUCCUUGGAGUCUUCAUGAUGGCACUCCUGAUUCUGCUGGCUGUGAAGUUUCAUGGAAGAGUCAAACAAGAGUCCUUAUUAGUCAUGCGGUCACUGGGACUUCAAACGACAACUACGUUUGUAACGGGUCGCCAGGUGUCAAGGUUCAUCAGCAAAGAAACUAUAAAGGACGUUGUCAUAUCUGAGGCCAUAACAAUGCAUCGCGUAAUAUUUUAUUUGGUAAUUCUUCUGCACAAUGUCGACUCGAGCGGGUCGAAGCUGAUCCCUCUCUUCCAGAACACUUUUCCAAGACUGGAUGCUUUAAGGACCGUGUACCGUGGAGUGCAAGAUUGUUUGUAUGGAAUUUCGUCCUGAGACGUGAGGUCACUGCUGAUGUGACAAUCUUUAUUAUUUAGCCAUCAGAAAUGGGUUGUGUUGAAUCCACAUAUCAUUGCUCACCAAAUCAUUAUUGAGGAACCAUCUGAGCACUCAGUAGAUCUGCAGUGCUGUGAUUUUUACUCUUGCCAAUAAAUGAGCAUUUUUGUACGAACCAUUUUA
Ornithodoros turicata is the source of this 919-nucleotide messenger RNA. Its product is annotated as phosphatidylinositol N-acetylglucosaminyltransferase subunit H-like. The transcript is spliced from 5 exons. Gene Ontology annotation, biological process: GPI anchor biosynthetic process. Lineage: Eukaryota; Metazoa; Arthropoda; Arachnida; Ixodida; Argasidae. Gene Ontology annotation, cellular component: glycosylphosphatidylinositol-N-acetylglucosaminyltransferase (GPI-GnT) complex. The coding region runs from base 122 to 736 and encodes 204 amino acids. The record is from RefSeq and is a predicted model, not a curated record.